GACAGCUGCUCUCAGAUGGCGCUUACAGGGUUAAAAAUCGGGGCGCCCAGACUAGGAAGAACUCGGUUUCCAGGGUAACGGCUCCGACAGUUCCGGCAGCGCAGGCUCGUACCAUUGCGCGGGCGCGCGCGGGGGGAGCGCGGCGGGAGGGGACGCGCGAAGGAGCAGUCGGGCAGAGGGGUCCGGCCCGGACUCUACCAAACGCCCGGCCCGCCUGCUAGCCCCGGGCCCGGCGCCGAGCCGCGCUCCGGCCGCGCCGGCCGCGGCGUCCUCCGUGCCCGGGCCGGCAGCUCCCAACUGGCCGCGGACGGCGGGGGGAGAAGGAACGUGCGCCCGGUGGCCCGGAUUGGCCUCCAGGUCCCCCCGCCUGGGCGGCGGAGUGCGGGCGGCCCGGGCUGGGAGGUUUGAAAAGCGGGCGAGAGACAAAGGCAGCAGGAAGCCUCCUCGGCGCCCGGAGCCCGUGCUCGCAGCCCCCGGGGCCCCCCGGCCGGCCCGCCGGCCCGGAGCAGCAGCAGCGGCGGCCGGCGGCGGCAGUAGCAGGAGGCAGAGGAUGCGGCAGGGGGCGUGGGAGCGGCAGCGGAGCGGGCGGAGCGGCGCGGCCCGAGCGCGGCGUGGUUAGACCCGAGGCGGCGGAGGCGGCGGAGGCGGCGGCCCGGCCGGGCUCGGGAGUGAGUGAGAGGGCGCCUUCCCCGCCCGGGAUGUGAGGACCGAGCGGAGCCCGGGGCGGGGGGAGGGAAGGGAAGGGAGGCGAAGCCGGCAGGAAGGAAGGAAGGACGGACGGACCAGGAGGAGGAGCGGCGGCGGCGGCCGGAGCCGGAAGGCGGGGAGGGGCCGUCCGUUGGGCCCGAGGCGGCGGCGGCGGCAGCGGCUGGGGCGAACCGCUCUUGUCGCCUCUCGGGACAGGAGCGGCGGGGCCCGCGCCUCCUCCCCCCCGGCGCCGCGGAGGGGGGAGGAGGAAGAUGGAGACCCACAUCUCGUGCUUGUUUCCCGAGCUGCUGGCCAUGAUCUUCGGCUACCUGGACGUCCGGGAUAAGGGGCGCGCGGCGCAGGUGUGCACGGCCUGGCGGGACGCCGCCUACCACAAGUCGGUGUGGCGGGGGGUGGAGGCCAAGCUGCACCUGCGCCGGGCCAACCCGUCGCUGUUCCCCAGCCUGCAGGCCCGGGGUAUCCGCCGUGUGCAGAUCCUGAGCCUCCGCCGCAGCCUCAGCUACGUGAUCCAGGGCAUGGCCAACAUCGAGAGUCUCAACCUAAGCGGCUGCUACAACCUCACUGACAACGGGCUGGGCCACGCGUUUGUGCAGGAGAUCGGCUCCCUGCGUGCCCUCAACCUGAGCCUCUGCAAGCAGAUCACCGACAGCAGCCUGGGCCGCAUAGCCCAGUACCUCAAGGGCUUGGAGGUGCUGGAGCUGGGGGGUUGCAGCAACAUCACCAACACCGGCCUUCUGCUCAUCGCCUGGGGCCUGCAGCGCCUCAAGAGCCUUAAUCUCCGCAGCUGCCGCCACCUCUCGGACGUGGGCAUCGGGCACCUGGCCGGCAUGACGCGCAGCGCGGCAGAGGGCUGCCUGGGCCUGGAGCAGCUCACGCUGCAGGACUGCCAGAAGCUCACCGACCUUUCUCUAAAGCACAUCUCCCGGGGGCUGACUGGCCUGAGGCUUCUCAACCUCAGCUUCUGCGGGGGCAUCUCAGACGCGGGCCUCCUGCACCUGUCGCACAUGGGCAGCCUCCGCAGCCUUAACCUGCGCUCCUGCGAUAACAUCAGCGACACGGGCAUCAUGCAUCUGGCCAUGGGCAGCCUGCGCCUCUCAGGGCUGGAUGUGUCCUUCUGUGACAAGGUGGGGGACCAGAGCCUGGCUUACAUAGCCCAGGGCCUGGACGGCCUCAAGUCCCUGUCCCUCUGCUCCUGCCACAUCAGCGAUGAUGGCAUCAACCGCAUGGUGCGGCAGAUGCACGGGCUGCGCACGCUCAACAUCGGACAGUGUGUGCGCAUCACAGACAAGGGCCUAGAGCUGAUCGCGGAGCACCUGAGCCAGCUCACCGGCAUAGACCUGUAUGGCUGUACCCGGAUCACCAAGCGCGGCCUGGAGCGCAUCACGCAGCUGCCCUGCCUCAAGGUACUCAACCUGGGACUCUGGCAGAUGACGGACAGUGAGAAGGUCAGGUGAGGGCGGCGGCACCUGCUCCCCCUGUCCCGCCCUGUUUAUCCUCGGGUCACCACCACGCCCCCGCCCCCCUCACUCGACAUGCACACUUACACAGAGAUCAUUGCAGCGGAUGAGAUGGGGGCAGGGACACGAAGCCUCAGGCUCAUUUUCUCCCUCCUCGGGCACCUCGGCCCACUACACGCCCAUUCCCAUUGCAUCUGGGGUUCCUCUGCUACCCCUACCUUCCUCCCCUCUUGUUUCCCCUGACGAUGAAGGGACGGAUUCAGCUACUUACCCACUCCUCUCUGCAGGGGGAUGGAGGACUGUUUGAGCUACUGUAUCCCCACUGCUUUGCAUUUGGAAACGGGGGAGGGGGUGGGGAGUGACUAGUCCUUAAGACCCUGGGGAGUUGAGGAAAAUGUCUGCCUUCACUUAAGCUUUCAUUUGAAUACUGUGAUCUGGUUUUUAUUUUGAAAUGUAUAAAGAGCAAACCCAACUACCACGGCCUUUUCACCCUUCUUCCUUCCACUUUGUAACUAAUCCCAGGCUCUUCUCAUCACUUCUACAGUACUCUGCUAUUCACGCUCAUUUCCUUUUAAUUGUCUUUCUUUUUCGUGUUUUUGUUUUUUGAAGAAAUUUGAAAUCACGGUCCUUUUUUUUUCUG
Molecule: messenger RNA, 2805 nt
Organism: Mustela erminea (ermine)
Lineage: Eukaryota; Metazoa; Chordata; Mammalia; Carnivora; Mustelidae
Gene: FBXL14
Product: F-box and leucine rich repeat protein 14
Exons: 1
Coding region: 960-2162 (400 amino acids)
Biological process (GO): SCF-dependent proteasomal ubiquitin-dependent protein catabolic process
Cellular component (GO): SCF ubiquitin ligase complex
Molecular function (GO): protein binding
Source: RefSeq, a predicted model, not a curated record